This is a messenger RNA of Schizophyllum commune H4-8, 1422 nucleotides long. RefSeq lists its product as uncharacterized. The transcript has 2 exons. Bases 1 to 1422 code for a protein of 473 amino acids. Lineage: Eukaryota; Fungi; Basidiomycota; Agaricomycetes; Agaricales; Schizophyllaceae. The record is from RefSeq and is a predicted model, not a curated record.
AUGAAGAGAGCCUUCCCCUUGCAUCGUAUAGGCGCUCUCUGCUCUACACUACAUCGCAAUGCCGCUUCUGCCGGAAGGCUGAGCUCACGCCUGACGCUGCUUGCGCGAGCGGGAAGGCUGGACUCGCGUUCUUACGUUGCCACCAGAAAUCCCCUGACACAAAAGGAGCAAAGAUAUCCGUCUAUAGAGACUCUGGACCCCGCGCGCCUUGGCCCGUCUGAUGUACUCGAUUUCUCGGUUCGCGCACAACCCACGAUCCAACUGCCCUCGGGCAGGGCGAAAUUCACUUACCAUCAGCCUGGUGGCCUGCUCGCGAACGGCCGCUCGUCAGUAGUUCGCUUUCCCGCCGAGGCCGUAGGCUUCCUCUACUUCCAUGCACCCUCCUGCUCGUUGCGCUUCCGCAUCGUGCCCAGCCGCCUGCCCGAAGACUUCGACACCGGCCGCGAUCUGCUAUUGCCCAACGGCGACGACACGUGGUGUGUUCGUCCCUCGACGCUCGCAUGCUGCAGAGUCAUGGAACACGUGAAACGACAUAUCCUACAAGAGGGCUUGGUGACGGCGUCUGCACUCCAAGCCAGAGCGUGCACUAUAGCGACCCUCGACCGCCGCAAAAUCUCUGACCGCGAUUUGCUGGACCUCUCCGGGUCCGCGCGCCGCGUACGAGUCCGGCUGACGCGCCCGAACGGCGCCGCCAUGCGCCUGCUCAUCAGGUACGGGGACUCCAGCAGUCGCACGCCCAUCUCGGACGGCACGCGUGGAUUCCUGUACUACCACGCCACGCCCAACCCCUAUGACAACGCCAUCCGCCUCCGCCUAGCGAGCUCUGUCGCCGAGUUUGACGACGCGCCCGACCUUCGCGAGCCCUUCUUCGACACUCCCUGGGGCAUCACGCUCGCCACAAUCGCCACAACACCCUCGCGCAAGGCGCUCCUCGAUUACCUUGUGCAGGAAGGCCUCGCGGACGAGGUAGUCGUGCGACAUUUGCAGAUGACACGAUCUGUCUCUCGCCCACACGACGUGUUCUUCGUGAACUUUCUCUCUCGCUGCACUCACAUCGAGCUCUGCGGCGACGAUGGCGCACGUGCACGCAUCAAGCUAGAAAGUCCGUUCCGCGAUUCGGAUUACAAGAGGCCCACCUACGAGGGGGCCGCGCUGGCGCGUCUCGCGAUCCUGGCGUUGAACGAUACAACGAUGACUGUCGGCAUCCGGAUAGAAAAGCUGCUUCACGGACCCCGUCUGUUGCCACACGUAAGCGCUGACGGCCGUGGCGGAAGUCUGCCGUCCGAAGGCAAGGAGGUAGCGCGCUAUAGGACAGGAGUGCCUGUAACGACACACGUCAGGAAGGAUAGCGUGGCCGGCCGGAUUCUGCUUCAGAUGAUGGCGCAGGAGGACGGCGAAGGGCGCGCGUUGGAGGCGCAGUGA